CUUAGGCGUGCAGUCUGUUCGAUCUCACGCACCCUCAUAAACAUAUUAGUUUUUAGCAAAAUUAUUUUUCACAUUUAAAAAGUUUUAAUUGUAAACUCGGUUUUUUUAUUUUCUACAUAAUAGUAGUAAGCGUCGAAAGAGUCUCGUCGAGAAUUCACCUAUUCCAUACGAAUCAAGUCGACAAUAUUUGUAUUGGUUGAUUUUUCAUUGGCUCCGCUAAGAUGGCUCAAUCCGACAUAGAUAUGGUGUAUUUUGCCGAGAAGUAUCCAAGGGUUUUCCUAAAUCCGAGUGACGUCGAGCAGAGGUGGUAUCAUAGGAUUUUGAAACCAGUGUUUAUUGCAAAAGAAAACGACCUCGCACGAAUCGACAGAGAACUGAUGGACACGGGAGAACUCGACGAAACGACCGGCGUGUUUAAUAUGGUCAGUCCGAACACGUCCAAAAAGAUUUGGUCGUUCACGCAUCGGACACCACUUGACCUAAUCAAAGUGAUAAUUACCGGACAAGACCCGUAUCCGCCAAUGUUUCGGGGCAGGAAAAACGAAUUCGAGUCCGACGGGUUGGCAUUUUCCACAUUACACUGUGGAAACAGUCUUCCCGACAAUAACGUGUUGAAGCGAAUAUUCGACGCUGUAACAGACCAGAUCGAAGAUCCAAAUCUGGACAUGUCCCGCACGACGUUAGACUAUUGGGCUUGGCAAGGUGUACUUUUGUUGAACACUGGACUUACUCGGGGUGACGAAUCGCACACACAACUCUGGAUGAACAUCACUAGGGAAAUUGUCGUAAGAGUAUGCAAUUAUGUCCGCGCCCGGGAUAUGCAGCGCCGGCCCCUCGGCGUUCUGCUGUGGGGCUUCGAAGCCAAGUAUAAUUUUGGAAGGAUUUUGUCACGGCACUGCCACAAUAAUAUAACACUAACGUGCCGUCAUCCUUCGGCGGCGGCAGACAAACAUUUCAAGGGCCGGCCUUUUGCGGAAUCUAACCGACAUUUUGCGGAAAUUAACGAGAUACUAGAAGAAAUGGGCAAACAGCCGAUUGACUGGUCGACGGUGCCCGAGGAAGAACGCGGUGGCCAAUCGGACGACUAUUGGGAUUAUUACAACCAAUAGUCUUGAUCAUGUUUCAUAAUUAUAAUAAUCGUACCCAGCUUCAUUUAGACGGAUUAGUUACUCAAUUCAGUGACAUUACUUUCAAAAAAAAAAAAAAAAUAUAUUGAAUAAUUGUUUUGUUCUAUAUCCGUCGUACAUAAGUGGAUAA
This is a messenger RNA of Adelges cooleyi (spruce gall adelgid), 1257 nucleotides long. Its product is annotated as uracil-DNA glycosylase-like. Lineage: Eukaryota; Metazoa; Arthropoda; Insecta; Hemiptera; Adelgidae. Gene Ontology annotation, biological process: base-excision repair, AP site formation via deaminated base removal; base-excision repair. Gene Ontology annotation, cellular component: nucleus; mitochondrion. Gene Ontology annotation, molecular function: uracil DNA N-glycosylase activity. The transcript is spliced from 2 exons. The coding region runs from base 222 to 1109 and encodes 295 amino acids. The record is from RefSeq and is a predicted model, not a curated record.